Messenger RNA from Bradysia coprophila, 1576 nucleotides. RefSeq names its product juvenile hormone epoxide hydrolase 2-like. The record is from RefSeq and is a predicted model, not a curated record. Lineage: Eukaryota; Metazoa; Arthropoda; Insecta; Diptera; Sciaridae. Gene Ontology annotation, biological process: epoxide metabolic process. Gene Ontology annotation, molecular function: epoxide hydrolase activity.
CACAGUAAAACACAAAUAUAUACAGUCAAAUUUCCGAUAAAAAAAGUUAUAGAAAUAUAAAAAUUGCAAGACCGGUAUGAAGGUCGCUCAGCAAUUAAUCUAAUCUAGUCGUACAGAAGUCUCUCAACGGAAAACAACUCGGCGAUUUAAGGUUAAAAAUGAAGUUGUGCACUCAAAUUACCCUGGUGGUUUUUGCCAUAGCCGUCGGCGUAGGAUACAUGAAAUACAAAAGUAUAUCAUCACCGUUACCCAUUCCAAAAUUCGAUGCUAAUGCGUACUGGGGUCCUGGCAAAAAGGAGUCAUACAAAGAAGAUAAAUCCAUCAAGCCAUUCAAAAUCGACUAUCCAGAUAAAGUUAUAAAUGAAAUCAGCGAUCGAAUUAAAAACGCUGUACUGCCACCGCCACUGGAAGGAGUUGGUUUCGACUAUGGCGUCAAUUCGAAAAGAUUUUCUGAAUUUUUAGACUACUGGCAAAGUAACUAUCUACCUCGAUGGAAGUCUGAGAGGGAACCAUUCCUAAAUUCGUUUGAGCAAUACACUACGCAGAUACAAGGAUUGAAGAUUCACUACAUCCACGUCAAGCCGAACAAAAAUGCUGCCAAUAAGAAAGUCGUUCCCUUGCUGCUGCUUCAUGGUUGGCCCGGAUCAGUCAGAGAAUUUUAUGAUUUCAUCGGAUUGCUCAAGAGCCAACGCUCCGAUUUGAAUGUUGAAUUCGACAUAAUCGUUCCUAGUCUACCUGGUUAUGGAUUUUCACAAGGUUCUUCAAAGACUGGCUUCGGCGUGUUUGAAAUGUCGGUAGUUUUGCGGAAUCUUAUGAUUCGUUUGGGAUACGACAAAUUUUACAUUCAAGGCGGUGAUUGGGGCUCAGCGUUAGGAUCUUCCAUCUCAACCUUAUUUCCACAGAAUGUUAUCGGAUAUCACAGCAAUAUGUGCUUUAUACUCAGUUCGGCAGCUGGCAUGUUGAAAACGACAAUUGCAGCCACAUUUCCGUCAUUCUUUGUGGAGAAAGAGUAUGAAGACUUCCACUACCCAUACGGAGAGAAGUUUUCAAAUAUCAUUCUGGAGUCUGGAUACAUGCAUAUUCAAGCAACCAAACCUGACACUAUUGGAAUGGCUCUCUCCAACAAUCCUGUUGGUUUGGCGGCUUACAUUCUGGAAAAGUUUGCAACUUGGACUUUCCCUCAACAUCGUUCAUCAGCUCAUGGCGGCCUGGAUCUGCGAAAGGAUCUAUUCGAUGCGUAUUUGGACAACAUCAUGAUAUAUUACUUGAGUGCAUCCAUUACGACGUCGUGUCGAUUGUAUUCUGAAGCAUUCUCAUUGAAACAACAAGAACAUAAAUUAGAUCGCAUUCAAACCAAUGUACCGACUGCGUGUGCUCGAUUUAAGAAUGAUCUUGCUCAUGAAAUAGAUUGGGUUUUGCAGGACAAAUUCACAAAUUUGAUCCAAAGUAAUUACUACAAAGAUGGGGGUCAUUUUGCUGCCCUUGAACUACCUAGUGUAUUGUAUAAAGAUUUUGUGGAAUUUGUUAAAAAAGUUGAGAAAUAAAUGUUUGAUAUAGUUAUUGUGAUCGAUAAAGU